AGGCCCAGCCACCGCCACCGCUGCCGCCGUCGAGCUCCGCCGCCGCCACCGCCACCGCCGCCGAGCACCAUGGGAGACGCCGGGAGCGAGCGCAGCAAAGCGCCCAGCCUGCCGCCGCGCUGUCCCUGCGGCUUUUGGGGGUCCAGCAAGACUAUGAAUCUCUGUUCCAAAUGCUUUGCUGAUUUUCAAAAGAAACAACCAGACGAUGAUUCCACUCCAAGUACAAGUAACAACCAAUCAGAUUUGUUUUCUGAAGAGACCACCAGUGACAACAACAAUACCUCGAUAACCACACCAACUCUAAGUCCCAGCCAGCAGCCGCUUCCGACAGAACUGAAUGUAACUUCACCGAGUAAAGAGGAAUGUGGGCCAUGUACAGACACAGCUCACGUCUCGUUAGUCACACCAACCAAAAGAUCCUGUGGUACAGAUUCACAGUCUGAGAAUGAGGCUUCACCAGUGAAACGGCCACGACUACUGGAGAGUACUGAACGGCCUGAGGAAACCAGCCGAUCUAAACAGAAGAGUCGACGUCGGUGCUUCCAGUGCCAAACCAAGCUGGAGCUGGUGCAGCAGGAAUUGGGAUCGUGUCGCUGUGGGUACGUGUUCUGCAUGUUACAUCGCCUCCCUGAGCAGCACGACUGUACGUUUGACCACAUGGGCCGUGGCCGAGAGGAAGCCAUCAUGAAGAUGGUGAAGCUGGACCGGAAAGUAGGGCGCUCCUGCCAGCGCAUCGGGGAGGGGUGCUCCUGAAGGCCAGGCUCGGCCGCCACAUGACGCUGUUCGUAGUUCACUAAUGUUAGCCUUAUUUAGGACAGAGUCAGCCCGACACCUUGUACUGGGCACAUGUCAGACUACAGCCAGUCUGUUUCCUUUCUUUAGCCAGCCAUCCUGGUACUGUAGUUUAGGGGUUGAUGGUGGUUGAAAUUGAUUUCUGGCUGGUUACUAAGGUGCCUGCUAGCCAUUGUAUAAAAUUAAAACAUGAAGAAUAUUUUUUUUGAGCAUGGCUAGUGGAUUUAAAACAACACAUACCUGUCACUGCUGGAGUCAAACUUAUAAAAAGCCUUAAGCGGAAAGUGUUCCAGAUGGAGACUCUGAGUUAAUAGAGGAGUAGAAGCUGGUGUUAAAGUUCCCACGACGCACAUGGCUUUGCCAGAAACUCUGUUUAAUGUUCGGCCUUUCACCUCUUCACUUAUCCUUAAUCCCAGUAGCCAGGACACCUGGUGGCCACAGGAGACUGGUGACAUUGGCCAUGUGGCUGGGCUGGGUGGUGGCCUUGCUCUCCCACAGAGCUGGAAAUGGGGGGUGGGGGGCAGAUUCUUACGGAAAUUUUUUUUACCUGAUUUGCUAUGAAAAAUCUCAUCCUACAAGAAGAGAAACAACCUCACUUUGAAAAUUAGCUCAAGACUAGUCCAUGCACAAGACCCAUCUUCUACAUAGGAUCCGUGGUCACGAGAAGCAGCCCCGUUGUCUGACCCCAGUGGCUCUGGUUGCCAUUUGCCAAGUGCAGGGACCUGGCAGUUGAUCAGAUAAGGCUUAUGGCAGCACAGCGGCUGUGGCCGGGGUCUGCAAAUGCCUUUUGCAGCCCGGUUUCUACAUGGGGAGUUGUUUUUUUUUAAAAAAGACGUUUUGUAGUCAACAGGCAUCGGGUGUGCUGGGGAAGCUGCAGCCCACACAGCCUCUGCCCUUGCAGCCGGAGCCUGCUCGUCCCUCCAGGGGCCUAGAGGAUGGCACUGUGGCCUCCCCUCUCAUUUCUAUGCAGUCCCAUAGUCCAAGGAUGGCCAGUCCACCUGUACCACAUGGCAUGUUUAGAAGGGAAGGCAGCAUGCUUCACAAGCACUGCGGGCUUGGGUCUCUGAACAGUGGUUUGCACCACGUCACAAGCCACACCACGUGGCGGCUGGGGCUGGAGGCUUGUGGGACGGCAAUGCCCAGCCUGUGCCUCUUCAUGUGGGCAGAGACUCAUUCAGUAGCUGUAGUAGCUUGGGCCAGAAGGGGAGAGGGGUGUGGGCCUGCUUGCCUGUGUCAGAAAAUCAUUACCCGUCAGCUGAGGAUGCCCUUGACAGCCUGCAUCAGGUGACAGGCGGUGCCCACACCCUGUCAGGUCCAGGUGGGCGAGGGCAGACGGCUCCUGCCAGGGCAGGGUGGGUGGCGCACACCCAUGCUACUGACUGCUUUAACCCAGCAACUUUCCUUUGUACAAAACACAAACAGUUCAUCCGCCUGCAAAUUAACCACAGAACACCUGCAACCAUAAAUGUUUUUGAUCCGAAAUAAUGAAAUAGGAAAUCAUGCUCUUUCCAACCUCCUCCUCCCACCACACCCUCCACCCCACCAGAGUGGAAUCCGCUGCAAAAUCUCCAGCCUUAAUUCUUGCUUCAGGACCCAGACCGGUGUCUUGCUCUCGGGCAGCCCAGAGCAGAGGUGCCAAGUCUGCCCAGCGUUUACCACUGCUGUCAAGCCACGGCCCUCUGGCCUCUCUGGCCAUCCUCCGUGAGGCGCCCACCCAGGCCCCCACCACACUCUAGCCCCAAAGAGGCCGCACAGUGCGCCCUCGCUGGCCUCCUCAGCCCAGCCGCUGCAUGGAGGCGGCCAAGGGGCAGAGGCGGUGCACACAGGGACUGCAGCCCACGUUCACUUCUGACGGCAGAGCCGGGUGGGGGAGGAAGGGCUUGUUCCCCUACAGUAUCUGUUCUGUGAAGUUUGUUAAAUGUAAGGAAAGCUUAAAUUCUUGUAUCUUUAAAGAGAAAAAUCUUAUUUAACCCUUUUGUGUUCUAGAUUUACUUACACACAUAGCCUAGAGCUCAGUUUUAGUUUUAACAUUGUGAAAAUAUUAAAAGAAUCUUGUAACUUUA
Messenger RNA from Heterocephalus glaber (naked mole-rat), 2855 nucleotides. It is a transcript of the gene Zfand3, whose product is annotated as zinc finger AN1-type containing 3. Gene Ontology annotation, molecular function: zinc ion binding; DNA binding. NCBI's taxonomy places the organism in Eukaryota, Metazoa, Chordata, Mammalia, Rodentia, Bathyergidae. The record is from RefSeq and is a predicted model, not a curated record.